AUGACGGUUGCAAAGGGGAAAGGAAAGCUUCAGACGCAGUUUUUCACGUCAGCAACACAACGAAGUUACGAAAAUCGAUACCAUUACAAAACCAUUAACAAGAAGCAGACUGAGUUAAGAGGACAAGCAGUUCCUGUUCGUAAACGAUAUUCAUCUCUCCAUCAACCGUACUGUCGAGAAGAUCCAGCCAGAUAUCCUUCUUCGUUGCGCGAUCUUUUCUCACUCCUCAAGGAUGGACCAGGAGCUCAAACAACACUCCCAUUCGGAUUGAAAGCAAUCCCCUUGAUACUGGGAUAUCUCAUAUCUGGACGAAGUGGCGAAGAGUUGGUCAACUCGAAAAAUUCGGUAGAAGUGGCCCAAACAAUAGCCUUAGAGGACACAGAUAAUGAUUUUACGCAGACUUGGGAACAGUUCUGUGAAUUUGAGAAGACCGGAGUUAAGGAAUUUUUGGGUCCAAUAACGGAGGAACUGAAACAGACAAACGCAGAAGUCUGGAAAGCUUUUGAAGAAACUAUCGAAAACAAAGAAGAUGGAUAA
This is a messenger RNA of Necator americanus (New World hookworm), 537 nucleotides long. RefSeq lists its product as uncharacterized. The record is from RefSeq and is a predicted model, not a curated record. The coding region runs from base 1 to 537 and encodes 178 amino acids. The transcript has 2 exons. Lineage: Eukaryota; Metazoa; Nematoda; Chromadorea; Rhabditida; Ancylostomatidae.